UAAAACGGAUGGGAAAGCUUCGUCGUAGAGUCCGCGAACGAACCGAUUGACGCAACGCGCGGCCGUCGUUGCGAGUUGCGAUUCGGCGGAAAUAGUCGGUGCGUCAUAGUGUUUGGUGUUUACGUCGCGUAAUAAUCGCGCAUCCGACGACAGUCCAAUCGCAAUGGAAAGAAGCGGACGGCGGCGGUCGAUGUAAAUUUAGCGUGUCGAAGUCGCAGAUUUCACGGGACGCAACUGUCAUCCGUUGAAGCGUGUCCGUCUCCCACCACGUUGCCCGUCGUAGUGUCGCGUUCGCGCUCACCGAUUAUGCAAUUGAGCUAGAAUGGCAGGUGUUGUAUAUGUGAUAGGACUGCUGUUGUUAGGAGGAGCAGCAGCUUGGACCGUUGAUAUUGAACAUGAUAUAACUGUACAUAUGAAUCAAGUAAUAUCAAUCCCAUUCAGUGUACAUAAUAAUAAUAUGUCUAGCCUACAUGUAUGGUAUUUUAAUACCGAUGAUCAACAUAUCGCAAAACUAAGUUAUCAAUCUACAAAGUCAAACAAAACUUCUUUCAGUGGUAUUUUUAAUAUCACUGGCGUAUUCCUUGGUACGACGACAUUAACGUUUACUAUGACAGAAAUGGCGAUUAAAGAGGAUCAAGAAGUAGCUGUUAUUACCGUAAUACGAGAGGAACGCAUAAUAGAUUCUAUAUUUACUGCCAGUGUAGCAAUACUUGUAUCCAUUUUAUAUAUCAAUUUUGGCUGCGCUAUAGAUUGGAACGUAUGUCGCAAUACAUUAAGAAGGCCAAUAGGUCCAGCCAUAGGUUUCUUCUGCCAGUUUCUGAUCAUGCCAUUGUUAAGUUUUCUCAUUGGAUAUCUUUUAUUUCCUGAUCGUCCUGAACUGCAAAUAGGCAUGUUCUUCACAGGAAUAAGUCCAAGUGGAGGCGCUUCUAAUAUGUGGACACUGUUACUUGAUGGCAAUCUGAAUCUUUCAAUCACAAUGACCACUAUAUGUACCAUUGCUGCAUUUGGAAUGAUGCCAUUUUGGGUCUUCACAUUGGGUAGAUAUAUUUUCGCACAAGGAAAAAUCGCAGUUCCCUACGAGCAUAUCGGAACUUUCGUAAUUGGUCUUAUAAUUCCACUGGCCAUAGGAUUUUUGAUUCAAAAAAAGUUUCCAAGAGUGUCGAAGAUAUUGGUCCGAGUAAUGAAACCUUUCUCUGUGAUUUUAAUUAUAUUCAUCGUUAUAUUUGCUGUCAUGACUAAUCUAUAUAUAUUUAAACUGUUUACGUGGAAGAUCAUAAUCGCAGGAAUGGGUUUACCUUGGUUAGGCUUUACAUUUGGUUUUAUAAUAGCGUAUAUUUGCAAGCAAUCUCAAGCUGAUAUACGGGCGAUUGCAAUUGAAACUGGUAUUCAGAAUACAGGCGUGGCGAUCUUUUUAUUACGAUUUACAUUGAAGCCACCCGCUGACGACCUAACUACUGUGGUUCCUGUAUCUGCUGCAAUGAUGACACCGGUACCAUUAACAAUUUUAUUUAUAAUAAAAUUGAUUUAUAAAUAUAAGCAAAAAAAAGCAACAAAAGUGACGCUACAGUCUACCCCGUCGUUAGAAAAGCUCCAACAAGCUACAGAUAUUUCUACGCAAUAAAUUUAGAUUAUUUGAUCGUGUAGAAUAAAUUCCUUGUAUAUGCAUUAAUAACGUAUAAGAAAGAACUAUAUUUUUUAUAUAUUUCAU
This is a messenger RNA of Mycetomoellerius zeteki, 1708 nucleotides long. Its product is annotated as ileal sodium/bile acid cotransporter. The transcript is spliced from 7 exons. The record is from RefSeq and is a predicted model, not a curated record. Bases 323 to 1621 code for a protein of 432 amino acids. Gene Ontology annotation, cellular component: membrane. NCBI's taxonomy places the organism in Eukaryota, Metazoa, Arthropoda, Insecta, Hymenoptera, Formicidae.